AUGGCGACUGGCCUAGAAGCAGCCCCAAUUCUUUCCACUCCGGAAACACAUAUUUUCGAGGCUUAUAAGAACCCCGCACCCCGCGUUACAAGGAGAAUCACCGACGACGAGCUUCGCGUUAAAUAUGAUAUCGACCGCACACUGAAGGAAAUAAGACAAGGAAAAUGGAAACGAAUAGCCCUGCAGUUCCCAGAUGAUAUGCUCCCGGAUGCGCCGCGGGUAUUUCAGCUUUUAAGCCGCGGCCUCGCAAACCUCGAUAGCACCUCUUCUUCUGGGGUAAGAGAUGAGGCAAACAGUGCAACCGGGGAGCUUGCAACUGAUUAUACUGCGAAUGGAACACAAAAGGGCGAUGUGGAUGACGUGACGAACUCGGUGGUUAACUCGCUAAAGAUUAGCGGUCCGCAGACACCGGAUCAUCCUCGCCUCUACAUUCUUGCGGACACCUCCUACGGAACUUGCUGUGUGGAUGAGGUUGCAGCUGAACACAUAAAUGCGGAUGUAGUUGUUCAUUAUGGGCGAGCAUGUCUAUCGCCAACUGCAAGAUUACCCGUCAUCUACAUCUUCACACGUAGGGAGCUUGAUGCUGCUCCAUUAAUUGAAGCGUUCAAGGAGACAUAUCCGAAUCGGGAAGAGAAGGUGGUCAUUGCGGCAGAUGUCACAUUUGCGGACUAUGUUGAGAAAAUAACAUCGACACUAGCGGAGCAGGAAGGAUAUACAAACUUAUUUGCUACAUCUGUGGUUCAUAAUCCCUCGUCCCCGAUCCCGAACCGAACCGUGCCCGGCUCCGUUAGUGACAAGCCCGAGUCGCUAAGGGAAUGGCAACUGUUUCACAUCUCUAACCCACCGACUGCGCUUCUCCUCACGCUUUCGUCUCGAGUUGCUACUAUUCACAUUUAUUCAACAGAUGAGGAAUCAGGGCAACACGUCACAGGCACUAGAAAACCACUCCUCGCCUCCACAGCCAUCACGCUGCGGCGUAGAUACGCCAUCCUAACUUCACUCAGCACGGUUCCCAUCUUUGGAGUCCUGAUAAAUACGUUGAGCGUCAAAAACUAUCUUCAUAUAGUGGAGCAUGUCAAGGCCCAGAUUGCCGCAGCUGGUAAGAAGAGCUACAUGUUCGUUGUCGGCAAGCUGAAUGCAGCCAAGGUAGCGAAUUUCAGUGAAAUAGGCGGUUGGGUUGUGAUCGGAUGCUGGGAAAGCUCACUUGUGGAUAGCAGCGACUUCUGGAAACCUGUGAUCACACCGUUUGAGUUGGAGCUUGCAUUGAAGAGCGAUAUGGAUCGCGUGUGGACGGGCGAAUGGCAGAGCGAUUACCAGGCGAUUCUGGACAUUACAAAAGCUAGUAACAGUAUUCAGAAUCCUGGCCAAGACAUCCCCCAGGACCACCCGACUAGCGAUGCCAAUUCCGACGACGAUGGCGAUGAUGUUGAUGCAGGGUCUGAAGAGGAGUCGGCUCCUCCAGAGUUUGAUUUGCGCACAGGGCGUUAUAUCUCUGUGUCCAGCACCCGCCCGAUGCAGCCAUCUUCAGUGCCUACUUCUUCCAAUACACCAGGCCCAUCCGCACAGGCUGGAGGAUCAAAGGCUCUUGCCAAACGGCAAAACGCUGACUUGGCGACCAUAAACGGAGUGCUAUCUCCAGGGGCAGAGUUUCUUCGUUCACAGAGAACGUGGCAAGGACUGGGGAGCGAUUUUGAUAUCAGAUAUGAAGAAGAUGGGGAACAGGGUGCGGCGGUUGUGGAAGGACGUAGCGGGAUUGCCCGUGGCUACACUGUGGGAGAAAUCGAGAAUAGACAUUAG
Molecule: messenger RNA, 1797 nt
Organism: Blastomyces gilchristii SLH14081
Lineage: Eukaryota; Fungi; Ascomycota; Eurotiomycetes; Onygenales; Ajellomycetaceae
Product: diphthamide biosynthesis protein 2
Exons: 1
Coding region: 1-1797 (598 amino acids)
Biological process (GO): protein histidyl modification to diphthamide
Molecular function (GO): 2-(3-amino-3-carboxypropyl)histidine synthase activity
Source: RefSeq, a predicted model, not a curated record